UGUUACAAAAGAAACGAAGAAUACUCUAAUGUUUGGACAACACCAAUUAUGGGUUUUUUUAGUAGUAGUAGUCUCGCUGGCCUUGCAGUGUACCGCGAAACCAACAUUAGCUGAAACUAAUAAAUUCCUGAUCACUUUAGGGAAUGAUCAGUAUGAAGAUGGUAAAAAAUUAGAAACACUAGUGUUGGAGCCACGACCGCCAACUCAAGACGAUACUAAAUUAAAGAUAAAAUUUAUACCAAUAUCACUUCUACACAAGCUACAACCAUCACCGCUCUACAUGCAUCAAAAAAUAGAAGGAGACGUGACUCAAGCUAGCAUAGCGAUUCCGUUGCAAGAAGUACAAUUAGAAGACGAACCGAACCUUGAAACAUCUGGAAACUACGGAAUAUUAAUCCAACAAGACGAAGAUCCAAAAUCAAGAUCACAAAACAUUCACAUAAUACGAAUGCCAAAAUCGGAAUUGGGAAAACAUCUGGUACACGGACUUACACCACUAAAAGGUCAACAACCAUUUUUUCAACUACAAACAAAACAACAAGGUCCAGAGGGAGCACCAGGAUUAACUAUAUAUUUGUGGUAAAAAGGGUAUGAUAUAAGUUUUUCAAAAAAAAGUGCCAAUGUAAAAUU
Bactrocera tryoni is the source of this 630-nucleotide messenger RNA. RefSeq lists its product as uncharacterized. The transcript is spliced from 2 exons. NCBI's taxonomy places the organism in Eukaryota, Metazoa, Arthropoda, Insecta, Diptera, Tephritidae. Bases 29 to 583 code for a protein of 184 amino acids. The record is from RefSeq and is a predicted model, not a curated record.